AUGCAAAAUUGCAAAAAGAUUGACACACCUCUGAAUCCGAAUGAGAAGCUGCACCUAUAUGAUAAUUCAGGAGAAAUUGAUCCAGUGAGAAAUCGAAGGAUUGUUGGUGCUCUGCUCUAUCUAACACACACACAUCCCGAUAUAACUCAUGCUGUUUCAAUGGUUUCUCGAUUCAUGCAGUCACCAAGUGUAUUUCACUUUGGUAGUGUGAAGAGAAUUUUGCGAUAUAUCAGUGGAACGAUCAACUAUGGGAUUCAUUACAAGAAGUGUGAAGAAUUCAAAUUAAUUGGCUACUCUGACAGUGAUUGGAGUGGCUCACAGGAUGACCAGAGAAGCACCACCGGCUGGGUGUUCUCACUUGGGUCAGGUGCCAUUGCCUGGUUUUCUAAGAAGCAAGCCAUUACUGCCUUAUCAAGCACUGAAGUAGAGUACAUAUCCUUGACAGCAGCAAUAUGUGAAGCUUUGUGGCUGAGACGUUUACUUGAUGAUCUUGGUGAAAAACAGGUUGUUUCAAGUGUCAUUCAUUGUGACAAUCGCUCUGCGCUCUCUAUUGCCAAAAAUCCAAUCCUCCAUGGUCAGACAAAGCAUAUUGACACUAGGUUUCACUUUAUUCGUGAUCUUGUAAAAGAUGAAGUAAUUUUAGUUAAGCAUUGCAAGACAGAUGAUUAG
Dioscorea cayenensis subsp. rotundata (Guinea yam) is the source of this 669-nucleotide messenger RNA. Its product is annotated as secreted RxLR effector protein 161-like. Lineage: Eukaryota; Viridiplantae; Streptophyta; Magnoliopsida; Dioscoreales; Dioscoreaceae. The transcript has a single exon. Bases 1 to 669 code for a protein of 222 amino acids. The record is from RefSeq and is a predicted model, not a curated record.